Messenger RNA from Etheostoma spectabile (orangethroat darter), 3592 nucleotides. RefSeq names its product LYL1 basic helix-loop-helix family member (gene lyl1). The record is from RefSeq and is a predicted model, not a curated record. The coding region runs from base 1431 to 2861 and encodes 476 amino acids. Gene Ontology annotation, molecular function: RNA polymerase II cis-regulatory region sequence-specific DNA binding; protein dimerization activity; DNA-binding transcription factor activity, RNA polymerase II-specific. The transcript is spliced from 4 exons. NCBI's taxonomy places the organism in Eukaryota, Metazoa, Chordata, Actinopteri, Perciformes, Percidae. Gene Ontology annotation, biological process: regulation of transcription by RNA polymerase II.
UCUCUCUCUCCCCCACCUCACACUUGCCAGUACCAGAGCUCUCCGCCUGGCAACCAGCUAGAGCAUUGUGUCUUCUUGGCGAAGAAAGUGGGAGAAAGAAGGAUAGACAGGACUGUGUGUGUGUGUGUGUGAGAGAGAGAGAGAGAGAGAGAGAGAGAGAGAGAGAGAGAGAGAGAGAGAGAGAGACAGAGACAGAGACAGAGAGAGAGAGAGACAGACAGAGAGAGACAGAGAGAGAGAGGUGAGAAUGACAUAUGGACAGGGGGCGGCAUGCUUUGAGUGUGUCUUCGUUCAAAGGAACAACUUCACGACGAAAAACAAAUGCUUACAUUUGGACGGUCUAAUUCUAACUUCAUCUCUUUGUGAAUGUUUGGGACUUAUAUGAAUAUAUCUCAUUAUUAGUUUUUAAAAUGAUUCAUAGAAUAUGAGAAGAGUUUGAGCGGUUUUAGACAGUUUUGACCUUAGAGAUUGACAUACACACAGUGACAGGCUGCCGGAGGAAGAGGAGGAGGGCGUUAAACACUGAGGAGAUACAACAUGUGCGUUUACAGAUCACUUGAACGGAUUUUGCAUGACAGACAGAUCAGCCACACUGGAUAUCAUAAUGUAUCUACUCUUUGAUAUAAAUCCAAUCUUCAGGGGUCUGGGAAGCUUUGAAUGCUUAAAAGGAUUUUGACUCACAUCCUCAAAAUACACACAGACAGACAGAUAGACAGACCGACUCCUAAAGAGCAGCCACUAGAGACGUUUUCAAAACCUAGAAUCUGCUGCUCAGGAUGUACUGUGGGAGAAAUCCACUCCAGAUCAGACCGCAACAACCACCCUGGCUCCACGCUGCACCCAGAGACGAUACCACAGGAGGGCUACUCCAUUAAAGACUGCAAGGACUGAAACAUUUGUUUCAUUGGCACCCUCUGUAAUGUUGAAGUGAGGGAAUGAAUACAUGCUCACGUUUACUCACACUCACAGCCAGCAGAGGCGGGAACGAUGGGUAAUAAGGCUGGAGCAGAAGACAGCUAUAGCUCAAUCCGAGGCAAAUAAAAUCUGAAAUGACAGAUAGAAGACUCACAUACUGACCCUGGCAAAGAUAAGAACAAGUGGUGAGUUGCAGGUUGGCCAGAGGAAAAUACACAUUUCUAGUGAGGUAGAGCAACAAGAUAUUGCAUAAUUUGCAAGAAAGCAGAACACAUGGAGAGGAAAUAAAGACGUGUAAGUAAAAGACACAUACACUUGGUUAGGACAGAUUUAAAGGGCUCUGUAGGACAAGCUGCAGGUGGUACACAUGAAUAUGUUACUUAUUCUCACACACAUAUAUAUACAUAUAUGUAUAUAUAUAGACACAGUGACACACUCUCACGGGACACACAUUGAGCAGCCAGGAGGAACAGAAUUUUGUAACUACUGAGGAUCCCCAGAGAGUCUUUCCUACCAUGAUGGAGAAGCUAAACCCCACUGGCCCACCUACCUCACCCACCAACUUAACUCACCCCUCCUCCUCCUCCUCCUCCUCCUCCUCCUCCUCCUCCUCCUCCUCCUCUUCCCCAUCCUGUGUCUCCGUAGAGCAGCACAGUCCUCUCCAAAACAGGCCUUUGGCACCCUUGUAUGCUAUCAACAGCCCGUGUCCUGCUAACAAGUCAGGGCACAAGGGACACACGAAUGUCCCCUCUGCUGGCUCGAUUCAGUCCCCCAUCGUCAAGGCAACGGUGUUAACCAGUCACAACGUAGGGACAGCUACUGCACCUGAGCCCAGUGUCAUGGAGACCAAGAAGGAGGAGGAAGAGGAGGAGGUGAAGCAAGGAGGACCAACGUGCACCACAGCCCCUUCUGCUUCUACCAAGGGGUCCCCAACUCUUUCCUCUCCACCUCCGCUCCUCCCGGCACCAGCCAAGACCUCCUUGUGCACUUUACCACCUCCAACCACCACCAGAUCCUUCCCUUUGUCUUCAUCAUCCUCUCCUCUUCCUCCACACAUUCCAGUCAUCAGCCUCGGUCACAGCAAACCCCCUCUCCCGCUCCCUAAUACUCCUUUGACUGCCCUCCACCCAAUUCCCAGUCUCCUACAUGGGCCCCACGGGGACCUUCGCCGCAGUCAGCUGUCCUGUUUGCCUGUGGCCAGUCCUGGAGCUUCUGGGGGCCAUUCAGCUCCCUCCCCAGGACCCUUGUUGCCUCAGCAGUACCUGUCUGCACACCCCUUCUUCACUAGUUCUUACCUGGGGCCCUCAGGAGGAAACUACGGUGUCAUCAACAACAGCCGGAUCAAGAGAAGAACCUCGUCACACUUUGAGGCAGAGAUCAAUGAUUGCCCUGCACACUCAGACAGUGAUUAUGUGUGUCUAACAGGCCCUCCUCAGAAACUCGCUCGCCGUGUCUUCACCAACAGCCGCGAGCGCUGGCGACAGCAGAACGUAAACGGGGCUUUCUCUGAGCUGAGAAAACUCAUUCCCACACACCCACAUGACAAGAAGCUCAGCAAGAAUGAAAUCCUCCGUCUGGCUGUAAAGUACAUCAACUUCUUGGUCACACUGCUCAAUGACCAGGCACAGGACAAGAACAGGGACUCAGCUGAGGACCAGAGCAGCACCACUGGGUUGAAAAGUAAUAAACAAAACCGUAUUUUUCAGUGCAACACUCCUCCUCCGUCCCACGCAACCCCACCAUCCUCAGCACGUCCCACCACAGUCCACAGAGACUCAACUGACUCACUCAUUGCUCUGGCUAACUCCCCAGCAACAUCCAGUUGCUAUGGUGACACAGACAGUGAGGAAAGCUUUGGGGCUAAGACCUCUUUGGUGACACAUGGCAUUCUGGGAAAGGUCAAAAGUCAGAUACGGAUGGUGGCAGCCCCAAAUGAUGAGCGGUGACACCAAAAGACAGCAAACAAAGAGGUGUAAGUGUUACACUGACUACAGGACACACAAUCACUGACAGAUUCCAAAAGGGUUUGUGGAGCCAGUAUGAUUCUCUCUUCAACUCUCAAGUAGUGAAAUAGAAUUUCAGAGACUUUCUAUAGUUUUGAAUAGCUCUGUUUUUUGCAGUGAUGUGUAAACAUUGAGGGUAAGGCUCUGUGUUUUAGGAAAAGACUGAAGUGUGCUAUGGGGAAAGUAGUGAGGCAUGCAAACACCACAGAACAUUCAAACAGACUUGAACAUGUUUUAUAUCCAAGUAAGGUCCAAAUGUUCCGAUGUCAAACAAUGUGGAUCCACAACGACGAAUUAUGCAAAAUAGGAUGCUGAAAAUCUAAAGAGAUUGUCCAUUUGGAUUAAUAAUAAAAAUCUGAUAAUCUCUUUUUAGUCAACUAUUCAGGAUUUUGAAUUGGCUUUGCCUCUGUAGACUCAUAUAAUAGUGAAUCUCUCACAAGAGCGUUAAAAAAAAUAUGUUAUGUUCCAGCCUCAGAUAUGUACAAUCUGCAUUGCCCUAGUACAAUUAUUCAAAGUAUAUAAAUACUCUAUUGUGUCUGCAAAGAAGAGCAUGUAAUGCACUCAUGAAUUAAAGUUGCCGUUUUUAAGAGAAGCAGGGCCGAUGGUCCCACCCUGACAUUGUGACACACUUGUACCGGACAGAAAUAAAGUGUGUUUUAGUUUGCUGUUCCUUA